Messenger RNA from Malania oleifera, 549 nucleotides. RefSeq lists its product as uncharacterized. The record is from RefSeq and is a predicted model, not a curated record. The transcript has a single exon. The coding region runs from base 1 to 549 and encodes 182 amino acids. NCBI's taxonomy places the organism in Eukaryota, Viridiplantae, Streptophyta, Magnoliopsida, Santalales, Ximeniaceae.
AUGCUUAAUGGCUCUAACUUUAAGAAUUGGAAGGAGAACGUCAUGAUUGUUUCAGGUUGUAUAGAUCUAAAUCUUGCACUAUGGAUAGAACGUCCUCUCGCCCUUACGGAUACAAGUACCUCUGAUAUGAAGAGGGACUUGGAAAGGUGGGAGUGUUCAAAUCGCAUUAGCCUAAUGAUCAUGAAACGCUCUGUUCCAGAAGCAUUCAGUGGCACAAUGUCCGAUGAGGAUAAUGCUAAGGUAUUCCUUGAGAAACUAAAGAAACGUUUUACAAAAAACGAAAAUGCUCAAACAAACAACCUUUUGACAAGUCUUAUUUCAAUGACGUAUAAAGAAAAAAGAUCAUAUCAGGGAAUACAUUAUGGAAUCACUUCAAAGCUAAAGACACUUAAGUUAGAGUUGUCUGAUGACUUGCUCAUGCACUUAGUUUUGAUUUCCCUUCCUGCACAAUACAAUAAGUUCACUGUGAGUUAUAACACCCAAAAGGAUAAGUGGACUUUGAAUGAGCUUAUUGCUCAUUGUGUGCAAGAAGAGGAAAUGAUUAAGUAA